UUUACUUUCUUUUGUGCGCUAUUUUUUUCCCCAAAUUUCAAAACCCUUAUUUCUCAAUCCUCAGAGCUACACUAUUUUUCCCCAAUUUUCAAAACCCUUAUUUCUCAAAGAAUCCAAAAAAAUCAAUAGUGUGAACACCGCAUUAUUGUCUCAAGUUCUCAACUCAUCUCCGUUCUCAAUACUCAUUCUCAAAUAGAUCUCUAAACAUCAACAUUUCUCCAUUUGAAAGUUAAUUAUUUGGAAUAGUAUUGUCAGGCUGCUACUUGAGUAUUACAGGUCUUACAUAGGAAAAAUUCAACUUUUCUCCCUCAAAAUUCAAGAAAAGUUGUAAAUCUGCACUCCUUUGAUUAUUCUUGCUGCAAAAGCUUUAUCUUUUGAGUGUGUUAAGUAUUAUUUUCCACCCUUCGAAUGUCCCUGGUGCAAACUCAUCAAAAGAACAACACCUCGCAGAUGAAGGCGAAUAAAGCCAAAUCUAUUCCUCAAACUAAAAUGUUAACAGAUUAUGAAAGAUAAAGACUACAACAGUUGAAGAGAAAUGCAGAGUUGAUGGUAGCUCAAGGAAAAGGAAGUUUGGCAACCCAAAUAUAUGAUAAAUCUCAAGCAUUUGUAAAUGCCUGUGAAGUGGUCAACACAUGGGAAGACCAUGAAGUGUUUUCAGAUGAAGAGGGUGAUGGUGAAUACAUACCCGAAUAUGAGGGUAACGAGGAUGAAAUUUAUGCCGUGAACAAGAAAAGAAACACCAAGGACUCCAUGACUAAGUCGGGUUCUAUGGCUAACUUCAUCAAGAAUACUUCAGAACAUCUUGCAAAAAAGCAACAUACACAACUUCCAGGAAAGAUAAAUGCAUCCAAGGUUUCAGUAUCCAAGUUGGGUUCUAUGGCUGCAUUUACUAAGCAAAUGUCAGAGCAUCUUAUAGAAAAACAACCAGAAAAUCAACUUGUAGAGAUGGACAUUGCUGAAAAUGAUCAAUGUGUCGAAAAGAACCAAUGUAUUGAACCAUUUGGAAAUAGUUUACAAAAAGUUGUUGAUCGUAAAAAUUUGAAUUCAAUGAGAAAAAAUCAACAAAGAAGUGAACAAAAUGGAAAUAACCAACUUGGAAAACAUCCUUCCAAAUCACAACAGAAGCAACAACAAAAGGCCUUUUGUCGUCCAGGGUCAUUGUCUGCAUUUCGUGAGCUUCGGAAAAAACAAUCAGGAUGUGUACUUCCCGAUAGUCAAAUGGAAAAUCCAUCAACCCAUGAAGGUGAAUAUGAUUGCCUGCUUACAUCAAUUAAUGAGAAUGAAGCAAUUGAAAAUGAACCACAACUUAGAGACCAAGAAAAUGUGGUUAUGAAUAGAAGGGUUGAAAUUGGACAUGAAUUGCAAUCUCAACCAGUAGUAGAAAGCCCAGAAAAAGCUCCCACAAUCAAGAAGCAUUGAGGGCCGACAAAAUUGAUCAAGGUCCAUGCUCGUACAAGAGAGGAACGACCUUACCUUAUUCUCAAUCGAAUUGGGCAGCCAAUUGGACCCACUUCUGAAAUUGUCAAAGAAUUUUCUCAAUUUUUGGGAACAGUGGCUAAAAAUUCAGAGCUAGCCCCACUGAAUUAUGUCAACUGGAAAAGUCUUCCCACACAUGAUAAAAUAUGGGACUAUGUGCAGGAGAAAUACUUGGUGCCUGAGGAAGGAAAAAAGUGGGUAAUGGAGGCUGUUAACUACGCUUGGCGUAUCUAUAAAUGUAGGACAAAACAAAAGUACUUUUAUGCAUUUGCAACUAAUGAAAAAAGAAGGGCAGAGCGUCCAAAAACAUUGCUAGAAACAUAUUUUGAAGACCUUUUAAACUACUGGAAUUUGCCAAAAGUUCAGGAGGAAAGUGAGACCAACAAAAGAAAUCGUGAAAAGCUUGAUGACAUUCACACUAUGGGUCCAAAUUCGUAUGCAAUAUUACGUCAUAAAUUGCAACAAGAGGACCCAAAUAAGAAAGAACCCUCCUAAGCAAGAGUUUAUAAAGAAUCAAGGAAAAGAAAUCCUAAGAGGACAUACAAGACAAGCUUUGGGAAAACGAAAGAUAAUAUUGAACAAAUGGAUGCACUAGAAUCUGAUCAAGAACAUGAAGAAGAUCCCAACACUACGGAUCCCUAUUAUAAAGUGA
Chenopodium quinoa (quinoa) is the source of this 2128-nucleotide messenger RNA. RefSeq lists its product as uncharacterized. Bases 547 to 1419 code for a protein of 290 amino acids. The record is from RefSeq and is a predicted model, not a curated record. NCBI's taxonomy places the organism in Eukaryota, Viridiplantae, Streptophyta, Magnoliopsida, Caryophyllales, Amaranthaceae. The transcript has 10 exons.